This is a messenger RNA of Octodon degus (degu), 4707 nucleotides long. It is a transcript of the gene Arhgap44, whose product is annotated as Rho GTPase activating protein 44. Gene Ontology annotation, biological process: neurotransmitter receptor transport, endosome to postsynaptic membrane; signal transduction; positive regulation of GTPase activity. NCBI's taxonomy places the organism in Eukaryota, Metazoa, Chordata, Mammalia, Rodentia, Octodontidae. The coding region runs from base 341 to 2758 and encodes 805 amino acids. The record is from RefSeq and is a predicted model, not a curated record. Gene Ontology annotation, cellular component: postsynaptic density; intracellular anatomical structure; leading edge membrane. The transcript has 20 exons. Gene Ontology annotation, molecular function: GTPase activator activity; protein binding.
GCCGGCCAGCCAGCCUGCGGAGACUCCCCGGUCCGCGCUCAGGGCUGGGGCUGGGGCUGCACCCUGAGGGGACCGGGCCGGACCCUAGACGGCCCGGGCGUUGCUAUGAGGGCUGUGUAGCGCGUGUGAGGAGGAUGAAGGAGGAGGCAGCGCGGCCGCAGGAGGAGUAGGCGGUGGUGCCCUCGGCGGGGAGCCGCGCGCGGGCCAGACGGCUCCCGGAGGCUCCGCAGUGCCGCCGCCGUCGCCCCGGAGGCUCCGCGCGGGAGCCAUGUAACCCGCGGCGGGCUCCGGGCUGCUCCGUCCUUCCUAGCUCCCGGGCUAGCGCGGCAGCGGGGCCACGAUGAAGAAGCAGUUCAACCGCAUGCGCCAGCUGGCCAACCAGACGGUGGGCAGGGCAGAGAAGACUGAAGUUCUGAGUGAAGACCUUCUUCAGGUGGAGAAGCGCCUGGAGCUGGUAAAGCAAGUGUCCCACAGCACACAUAAGAAGCUCACUGCGUGUCUCCAGGGCCAGCAAGGUGCAGAGGCUGACAAGCGCUCCAAAAAGUUGCCUUUGACAACACUGGCUCAGUGUUUGAUGGAAGGGUCAGCUAUCCUGGGUGAUGACACACUGCUUGGGAAGAUGCUGAAACUUUGUGGCGAGACGGAGGACAAGUUGGCUCAGGAACUGAUACAUUUUGAGCUGCAAGUAGAAAGAGAUGUGAUCGAGCCCCUGUUUCUGCUGGCGGAGGUGGAAAUCCCAAAUAUUCAAAAGCAGAGGAAACAUUUAGCGAAGUUGGUGCUGGACAUGGACUCUUCACGAACCAGGUGGCAGCAGACUUCCAAGUCUUCAGGUCUGUCCAGCAGCUUACAGCCUGCGGGUGCCAAAGCUGAUGCCCUCAGGGAAGAGAUGGAGGAGGCUGCCAACAGAGUGGAGAUUUGCAGGGACCAGCUAUCUGCUGACAUGUACAGUUUUGUGGCCAAAGAAAUCGACUAUGCAAACUACUUUCAAACGCUAAUAGAAGUACAAGCUGAAUACCACAGGAAAUCGCUGACGCUACUACAGGCUGUGUUGCCUCAAAUAAAAGCACAACAAGAGGCCUGGGUGGAGAAGCCUUCCUUUGGGAAGCCCCUAGAAGAGCACCUCACCAUCAGCGGCCGGGAGAUCGCCUUCCCCAUCGAGGCCUGUGUGACAAUGCUGCUGGAAUGUGGGCUGCAGGAGGAGGGCCUCUUCCGUGUAGCUCCUUCUGCCUCCAAGCUGAAGAAGCUAAAAGCUGCGCUAGACUGCUGUGUGGUGGAUGUGCAGGAGUACUCAGCCGACCCCCAUGCCAUUGCAGGGGCUUUGAAAUCUUACCUCCGAGAGCUGCCAGAACCUCUUAUGACCUUUGAACUCUAUGAUGAGUGGAUCCAGGCUUCCAAUAUUCAGGAGCAAGACAAGAGGCUCCAGGCUCUGUGGAAUGCUUGCGAGAAAUUGCCCAAGGCCAAUCAUAACAACAUCCGGUACUUGAUCAAGUUUUUAUCCAAGUUAUCAGAAUAUCAAGAUGUCAACAAGAUGACUCCCAGUAAUAUGGCCAUUGUCUUAGGACCCAACCUCCUGUGGCCACAAGCAGAAGGGAACAUCACCGAGAUGAUGACCACAGUUUCACUGCAGAUUGUCGGGAUCAUCGAGCCCAUCAUCCAGCAUGCGGACUGGUUCUUCCCUGGGGAAAUAGAGUUCAACAUCACAGGCAAUUAUGGGAGUCCAGUACACGUGAACCAUAAUGCCAACUACAGCUCGAUGCCCUCCCCAGACAUGGACCCUGCUGACCGGCGCCAGCCCGAGCAGGUCCGCCGGCCUCUCAGCGUCGCCACGGAUAAUAUGAUGCUGGAGUUUUACAAGAAGGAUGGCAUGGGUGUGAGGGUUAUGGACACAUCUUGGGUGGCUCGAAGAGGCUCCUCGGCUGGCCGGAAAGCAUCCUGCGCCCCACCCUCCAUGCAGCCUCCUGUCCCACCUGCUGAGCUGGCUGCACCUCUGCCAUCACCUCUGCCGGAGCAGGUCCCGGAUAGCCCUGCAGCGGCUGUGGUGCCUGCGCUUUCUCCAGCUGGCGGGGGCCUGCAGCCUGCAGCUGAGCAUACCAGCACCGCCAAAAGCAAGGAAUUAUCUCCAGGCUCUGGGCAGAAAGGAAGUCCAGGCUCUGGCCAGGGAACACCCUGUCCAGGGACACAGCCGGGCACCAGCCCCAGCCAGCCACCUGCGGACCAGAGCCCUCAUACCCUCCGGAAAGUUUCAAAGAAGCUUGCACCAAUUCCACCCAAGGUCCCCUUUGGCCAGCCGGGGGCUAUCACUGACCAGUCCACUGGCCAGCCUUCCCCGAUCAGCCUGUCUCCAACUCCACCGAGCACCCCAUCACCCUACGGACUCAGUUACCCUCCAGGGUACUCCUUGGCCUCAGGCCAGCUCUCCCCAGCUGCGGCUCCUCCUCUGGCCUCUCCUUCUGUUUUCACAAGCACUUUAGCCAAAUCUCGGCCCACCCCGAAGCCCCGGCAGAGACCUACCCUGCCACCUCCUCAGCCUCCCACAGUCAGCCUCUCGGCCUCCAGCCCUCAGUCCACAGAGCACCCCAUGCUGGACGGCAUGUCCCCAGGGGAGAGCAUGUCUACAGAUCUUGUCCACUUUGAUAUUCCCUCCAUCCACAUAGAGCUGGGAUCGACACUGCGCCUGAGCCCCCUGGAGCACACACGGCGACACUCGGUGACCGACAAGAGGGACUCGGAGGAGGAAUCUGAGAGCACUGCCCUGUGAUGGGCUCCCACCUGAUCCGCGUGUACAUACAGACACGGCCCCGGGACACACCGCCAGGAGCGGGGUCCCUGAGCUUGCCAAGUGUUCUUCAUUGGCUCUUUCCUGUCACUUCCAACGUGAGGUUGGAGUUUGGCAUAAAAUUGCCAUCUCUGGUCUGUGUGGCAAAUGUAGGUGGUGCAGAUUUUGUUUGUUCCUUUUGGGUGGUGACUUUGGCCUUUUGUUUGACCUUUGCCUUUUGACAUUGUGCCUAUUUCAAUCCAUUCUCAGCCUCCAUGCCAAGCAGCACCCACCUCUGCCCAAGGGCUUGUCAGAAAUGUGAUGUAGGGGAACAGGAAAGGAUUACACUCCCUGGUCACACCUGAGGGAUGCUGCCCUGCCAGGGACACCUGUGGUCCUGUAGUAUCUAAUGGGCCAGAAAGAAAGGUGUGUGCGGAGGGGGACUCCUCACCUGCAGCUGGACUGGAGGAAGAAAUCCAGAAGUCCUGGGCACUGUUUUUGUCUGCUGUGCAGGGGUGGGCCAGCCCAGGAAAACCUUUUUGAGGUCACCCUUAGUCAGAGGGCUCCAGAGUACAUGGCUUCACUUACAGUUCCAUUCCCCUCCCCACAUGACUAAAGGCUCCCUUCACGCAUCACCUUGUACUUCUGAACUUAAAGAGGGCCUUGACCAUGUCUGAAGUGCCCAAAGUAGUGCCCCAUGCCCCAAACACAUCAGGCAUCUGAAAGUAACUGUCUGUUCUUUCUAGAGGCGAAAGCGGAAUAGCAAUAAUUCUGUUACCCAAAGCAGGUAGAAGUGUGAAACCAGCCUAUGGAGGCGCCAGCCCAGUGACUGGCCGCGCUGUGGCCUGCUUUGCGCACCAGCAUCUGUGGCUCAUCCCUUCUCAUCUAGUCCCAUCCAGCGCUGGGGAGGGGACCAGGAGGCCUUGAGGAGCCGUCCGCACUUCGGGGUUACAGGGGUCAGAAACAGAUCUGGACCAUGCAUGCAAAGUCAAAGUUUAAAAUUUUAUCCUUUUAAAAUAGAUAUAAUAUACCUAUACAUGAUAUAAUAUUUGUAUAUACGAAAUCUCUCUAUAUUUGUUUAAUUUGAGCCAUUCAAUCUAAACCAAUGUACAGGUACACAACGAAAAAACUUAAAUGCUUAGUUAUUUUUCCCAACACAGUGUAAAGCCACCAUUCUCUGAGAGUGGGAUUGAGGACUUUUGAUGUUACAGCUUUGCUCACCUCCUGGCAAGGGCAGUUCAAUCCCCACUUUGUAAGGGAGCCCAGGGGUUGAAAGUUACCUUUAAAUACAUGUAAAAAUCGUUGUCAAAAGUAAUGUUAUUAAAAUAGAUUUAUUAUCCCGAAGCUUGGCACAUGUUCUCAUUUGAGUGAAGCCAUGGGACAGUUACCAAUCUCCUGCACUGUUAGGGGAAGGCUGAAGGUCACUAGGGAAAGAAGGCUAUCCUUGCUCUUGUCACCUGUUUUUCUAAAGUUCUUCCCAUCUUCUCCUAUGUAGGGAGAACAUGCAGAUAGUAGAUUCAACUCUGAAAAUGCUCCUAGACUUCAAGCACUAACCUCUUAAAAUCCUGCAGCCCACUGUGAACAUUUUCCAGUGUUUCCAAAGGUAGAAUUUCAUUUUCUCAAGAGAUAAGGAAGCAUACUCCCUGAUCCACUGAACUGGCCUAGCUCUCCCCGGAUGUAUAAAGCCAGUGCCAUGAGCUGGACUUCUGUCAAGACUCAGCUAUUAAAGAGCUGGUAGCUCUCUAGGGACAGGCUCCAAGAUUCUCACUGUCUGCAAAGCUCUUCUAGGCCCCUGGCAGGUAGGAGACUGCUGCGAAGCAGUGCCAAGAUGAAGCUGAAAACCUUGUAAUUCCAAACACAAUCUUUAUCGCACCUGAUUCUUUGGAAAUUGUAAUCCUUGAGUCUGGGACACUUUGAUCCAGCAUUCCCCUGUGACUUGGCUUAUCUCUGAG